Messenger RNA from Cyphomyrmex costatus, 3005 nucleotides. It is a transcript of the gene Rep, whose product is annotated as Rab escort protein. The coding region runs from base 570 to 2366 and encodes 598 amino acids. NCBI's taxonomy places the organism in Eukaryota, Metazoa, Arthropoda, Insecta, Hymenoptera, Formicidae. The record is from RefSeq and is a predicted model, not a curated record. The transcript has 11 exons. Gene Ontology annotation, cellular component: Rab-protein geranylgeranyltransferase complex; cytosol; cytoplasm. Gene Ontology annotation, biological process: intracellular protein transport; small GTPase-mediated signal transduction; vesicle-mediated transport. Gene Ontology annotation, molecular function: GDP-dissociation inhibitor activity.
AUUUCAUUGACCAAUCACAAGAAAGAAUUUUACGAAUCAACCAAUCAAAAAAUGUUUCAAAACAUUUGCAACAGAGUAUGGAUGACACCUUUAAUUUUCAAUAAUGCGUAAUGUGAUACAGGCUUUAUAGAGUCCUCAUUGGGGCAUUCUCAUAUGUUUCACGUCCUACUCCGUGAGGCAGCGCAACACUCGUAAUGAACGAGACUGAGCGAGACAUCCAGAUUAACGAUCUCACUCUCCUUCUCUUUCUCUCUCAACGCAUAUAUCUGCUCCGAUCCGCUCGCCCUUUUGACUGCUUUGGUACCGUUCGUUCUGACUGGUUCUGUCAAACUUUGAACGAAAAAGGGUUUGAGUAGGGCCUGUGCGCGAGAACUGUGAGUGAGGGUCUCGUGCGGGGCGGGGCAGAUUUUUUUACGCAAAUUUUGUCGGGUCAAGGAAAAUGAAUUGAUCGGUACGCGUGCGAUAUAUAUCAUAGAUUUAUAAUUUAUUCGCCGAUAUCCUCUUGCAUCAAUUGUCACACUUGUGCAAUCCGGUCAGCUCCGAAAACAAGCAACCAGGGAGAGACAACCAUGGAGGACGAUCUGCCGACCGAAUACGAUGUGGUCGUCGUAGGAACAGGUAUGACCGAGUCUAUCGUCGCUGCGGCGGCAAGCAGGAUCGGCAAAAGGGUUCUACAUCUGGACAGCAACGAAUAUUAUGGAGGGCUAUGGGCUACAUUUAAUUUUGAUGGCUUACAAAAAUGGAUAGAAGAUUUAAAAACAGUUAAAAGUAGUACUAGAAAUACAAAUAUCGAUUUGAAAACAAAUGAAAAAUUUUUGAAGGCUAGUGACCAAUAUUCCACAGUAGAGAACAUUGGAGAAAUCUGGUAUAUUUCCAAUGAUGCUGACUUACCUGAUGUAUCUUCAAAAGAUACUCAGACUGAGAGUUCUGGAGAUAGUGCCGCUCUCGAAGGUGCGGAAAAGACUGAUCAGGACAAGGCUGACAAAAAGGAAAACGUGAAACAAUGGAGCAUAGACCGUAUCAAGAAGGAAUACAGAAGAUUUAAUAUCGAUCUGGCGCCUAAACUAUUAUUCGCCCGUGGUGAAUUAGUAGAAUUGUUGAUUUCUAGCAACAUUGCGCGCUAUGCUGAAUUUCGUGCAGUCUCUAGAGUUGCUACUUUUAUGGACGGUAAACUUACGCAAGUUCCUUGCUCACGUGCCGAUGUAUUUGCGAACAAAACGGUUAGCGUAGUCGAGAAAAGAAUGUUGAUGCAACUUUUGACAUCUUGUAUGGAACAAGGCGCCGAUAGUCCAGAAUUUGAUGGUUUCCGUGAUAAAACGUUCUUAGAAUAUCUUAAUACGAAAAAUCUUACGCCUAUAGUACAGCAUUAUGUUAUGCAAGCUAUUGCAAUGGCAACGAACAAAACAUCAUGUAGAGACGGCGUUAAUCGUACGAAGCAUUUUCUCAAUAGUCUUGGACGUUAUGGAAAUACGCCUUUCUUAUGGCCUAUGUAUGGAAGCGGAGAACUGCCUCAAUGUUUCUGCAGACUAUGUGCAGUCUUUGGUGGAAUUUAUUGUUUAAAGAGACAAUUAGACGGCGUAGUAGUUAACAAGGAUAAAUGCAAAGCCGUUAUCAGUGGGAAACAGAGAUUGGCUUUGGAGCAUUUAGUUGUAGGACAAGGACACUUGCCACCAGAAAUUGUAGCCUCCGAGGGAGAAAAUCAAAUUUCGCGCGGAAUUUUCAUUACUGACAGGUCAAUUAUGCAAGGUGAGAAAGAAAGUCUAACUCUUUUGUAUUAUCCGCCGGAAAAACCAGACCAAGAAGCCAUUACUCUAAUUGAAUUGGGACCAUCUACUAAUGCUUGCCCUCAAGGAUUAUUCAUAGUUCAUAUGACAUGCAAACGUACUAAGAAUGCAAAGGAGGAUCUAGCAUAUGUCGUGAAUAAAUUCCUGAGAGCAGAACCGCUUGAUUCCAAUGCUGUGCGUAGUUCUUCUGAUUCUCAUACUCAAACAGUUUCUCCUGAUAAACGGCAUCUUCAGGAUGAUCGACAAGAGAAAGAAGAAUCUGAGUAUCCAAUACCUCAAGUAUUAUGGUCUUUGUAUUUGAAUUUACCUGCAAGCGACAUUAAAUUAAGCGAUUCUGCGCCAAGUAAUAUACACCUAUGUUCUGGACCGGAUCUUGAACUUGAUUUCGACUUUGCUGUGAAUCAGGCUAAGAACAUUUUUAAGUCUAUGUAUCCAGAUGAGGACUUUUUACCACGCGCGCCUGAUCCAGAGGAAAUUGUUCUGGAAGGCGAUGAAGCACCAGGCCCGAAAUUCGAGGGUGGUGAUAUCGCAGAGGGUGAGGAGAAGCAAGAUGUCGAAAAGGCCGAGAAAGAAGAAGAAUGAACUAUCGUAUAAUGAUAGUAUAAUGCUUUUGCGUCUCUAUUGUCGAAAAGCAGCUAAGGCUUUUGCGCCUUUAGUGUCUUUUAUCUUUAUCGUUAUUGCAUUUCCUUAUAAAUAUAUUCGAAAAAAAAGAAAAAAAAAUAAAAGUAUGAGGUACAGAUUGCGAGGCAGUAGUAACGAGAAGCUUUACGGCGUUAAGGGGGAACACCAGGGUGACGAGUUAAAAAAAUCGAUUUUCUUUUUGCAUUUUUGUAAUGCUUGGAGUCUUAAAAAUAUGUCCCUAUAAUAUUAUGUUGAAAUUCUUAACGGAACAAUAGUAAAUAUGUGAUAGAGUAGAACGUGGUCAGAUGCCGCUAGGACAUUCAGCAGUCCCUUGAUCUGCAGUCAGUUUUACUGGUAUUCUUUUGUUGCCUGUGUGCUUCAGUCGUGAACACUUCAUAUGCACCCGGAUUGGACGCAUUUUUAUUUGUUACGAAAUUUUAUCGUUUUAUAUAAACUAAUCGGUUGUAAAACUUUAAACGUGUUUUUCUCGAAACCAUGUUUUCGUAACUGGGCGCUCACAUAUCUCGGCAAAUUUUUAUCCGAAUGAUUUAAAUUUUGGAUAGAAUGUUUACAACGAAAUUAUCUUCAGUUGCACGUACG